AUGGAGAGACCUUUCCACCAAUCACAUCUUGACGCCUUUGAUGGUCUCGAUGAUGACGACGCAGACGACCUCUUCGCCAAGCUUAUUGCUUACGCCUGCCCUGUCGAAAUUCUAGCUGAACGAUACAGACCAUGGAGAACUGCCACACCUGCCCAGUGUAUUGCAAGUGUUCUCGGCAAGUUUGCACCCUCCGGAACCGAGCCAGAAGCUUCCUCCAAGUCAAAGAAGCGCAAGGCGGGACAGACAAACGACGUGCGUGAGAUGUCUGAAGAAGAGCCAAGGAAGAAGAAGAAGAAGAAGAAGACUUCGCAGAGUGCUUUCUCAUCGACUGCUUCUUCAUCGACUGCUUCUUCAUCGACUGCUUCUUCAUCGACUGCUUCUUCAUCGACUGCUCCUCCAGUAAAUCCUGCUCCGUCGAAUGCCGCUCCAUCGAAUGCCGUUCCCGCGAAUGCUCCUCUGGCGAAGGCCGCUACGAUUCGUGGCAAAUGGACUGAUGAAGAAUACCAAGCCAUCUUCGAAGAGAUGCAGAGACUUCAAACAGCCGAACUAGCAGUAUCCUCGAAGAUUUUGACCAAGGACAUGAAGCUCUACAAAGAACUUUCAGCACGACUCAUGGAACGUCCAACCCCAAUUUACCGGACCGGCCUCGCUUGCAAGAACUUCUGGAUUAGAUUCGGUAAAUUGAGAAGCAAAUGGGACGAGAAAAAUGGUCGGCAUUCGAACAACCUCCACGGUCAUUCUCUUCAGGGAAUAUUGACCCAGGCAGAGCAAGCCGCCAAGGACAAGAGGAUGGGGAAACUGUGA
Messenger RNA from Mollisia scopiformis, 804 nucleotides. RefSeq lists its product as uncharacterized. Bases 1 to 804 code for a protein of 267 amino acids. Lineage: Eukaryota; Fungi; Ascomycota; Leotiomycetes; Helotiales; Mollisiaceae. The transcript has a single exon. The record is from RefSeq and is a predicted model, not a curated record.